CGCAUCUUCCAACAUGAAUCGCUCCACAGCCUUGUUAUGCCAACCGACGAGGCCACUACUGAUGAGGCAGACGCCAUGAUAGCCUCGAUAACUGCCGACCUCUUUGCCGUAGCCCAGAACUACAGCCACGAACACAGACUAGUAGGUGACUACCUACGCAGCAAACAUAUCGAUGAUCCCGCCGAGCUCUGCACCGCGAUUCAGCGGCUAUUCCAGCGCAUCCUUGAUGGCAUCAAAAGUCCAACAACAAGCAUCACUGCCAGAGCCCCUGUCCAAAAGAGUCUGGUGGAUAGCAGCCGGUUCUCGCAAGUCGAUGUAGUGCUGAUGACACCGCAUGAUUUCGACCAUGCGGGUCCGCGAGUGUAUCCAAGCAAUGUGGCACCUGGGUCGGGUGAUGUCUUCAGCACCGAUGUUUUUGCACCAGUCCGCAUAGUCUGCACAUCUGAUGAAGAUGGAUAUCGAUUUGGGCAUUUACGAAAGUUCGUCGAGUUUUUCGUGUACUGGGCCAUGUGCGAUACAAGUUUGCUCGGGUAUGAUACAACAAUGAGGUACCUUGCGGGAGUCGACUGUUGGGAAAUCGAGUGCCAGCAGGACGUUUGGCCACAUGACAGCGAGUCUACCUCGCUUGCGCCAGGUCUGCCCAUCGCAUUCUACGCUAGAGCGCCCAUGUUGCACAACAUGUCGCGACUGUACGGCCGCCACACGCGCUGCUUCCAGGCAUCGACCACUGUGUUUGGCAAGUACAGAUUCGUCAUCAAAGAUACAUGGGCACUGGCACCGGAAAGCUACGAAGGCGACACGUACCUCCACGAAGCCUUUGCCCUCAAGCAGGUUACCGAGUCCCGUUCCAUUCCGGACAGCAGUGGGCGACCGAAGCACCUGCCACAGGAACCACAUGUCGGGUCGCUGAAAUUCAAGCGGUACCAUCAGCGCAUUGUAACAACGCCGGCGGCAAUGCCAGUGGAAAUGCUCAAGAGCAAGAAGGACUUCUUGUCAGGUGCCGCCGACGCUCUGAAUAUCCACCAGAUGAUGGAGGAGCACUGCCGCCUUAUCCACGGGAGCAUGCUGCCCUCGAACAUGGUCUUUUACAGAUUACCCAGUGGCAUGAUGAGUGGGUUUCCGGUUGACCUGGCGCUGGCAGUUGACAUGGAGCCAAGAAGAGACAAGUGGCCAAGGGUAGUCGAUAGCACUGGCUCGCAGUGUCGGCUAGCAGGUGAUCGCAGCAAGGUACAUGUGCCGUCGCAAGUCCCAAGAGGGACGUUAAACUGCAAUAGCUUCAGGCAGCAAGUACUUUGA
Molecule: messenger RNA, 1296 nt
Organism: Linderina pennispora
Lineage: Eukaryota; Fungi; Kickxellomycota; Kickxellomycetes; Kickxellales; Kickxellaceae
Exons: 3
Coding region: 37-1296 (419 amino acids)
Source: RefSeq, a predicted model, not a curated record